CGUUCCUUUUACAGAAGCGAGUUACUUUCCACUAACGAAGAGCUUGUGUACUGCAAAGUACUUUGUGUAUAUGGCGUUACAGCAUAAUGAUCCCCCGCUGACGCUCCCCCCAGCGGAAUGUUUCCUGGUCAAGGGUCCCGCAAAAUGCGACCUUCGUAGGUUCGGCUCAAGCGGACCCCGCUUCCGAUUUAUAGCCGGCUGGUGAUGGGAUCCGCCUCAAGACGACCACCGUUAAGAGAACCGAUACGGAAGUUAUCAUCGAUGCAACCUUUGAAUGAGAAGAUAAGUAUCAUUCCUCCACGAAGAGACAACCAUGUGCACCAAAAAGGGGAUGACCAGCCCUGUGGCUUCUCUAAAAAGCUUCCAGAGAACCGUGCAUGGAGGCCCUUCACCUUGAGCUACGCCGAGAGAUUCAAACCCAACCUGUGUCCAGCCAUCUUGUUCCCAUCGACGUUUGCCCUUCGUGGCUUGAGCCGUUUUCCAGUGCAGAACUGCAAGUACAACAGGCCCAAAGGGAAUUACGUAGCCUACACCCUCCCGACUUUUAAAGACAAUCUGAAGAGUGAGUUGUACCCAGAUCCCGUGAUGGGAGCCUCCCGCUCCUUUCUUCAAAGGAUGUCGGAGUUGUCGUCCUUGGAGGAGGAGACGGCGUGGGAGGAAAAGCUCAAGAAAAUGAGGCUUUCCAGAAAAGCCUCACCAUCCUGACAACCACUGCUACGCCAGUCAAGGUGGUCCAGAGAGGGAACAGACUUUAAGUUGAUGCCACGGACAGGCGAGGGACAUCAAACCUUGAGGGCACCGUGCUCAUUUAGGUGGCUCCUUCUCUCUGCUCUUUUGUCUUUACUCGUGCUAGUUUUCUGUGUGGCAUGGUUGGCUGUCACAUUAAGUCAUUUAUGAACUGACACACGUGGUUUCUUUUGCUUUUUUUUUUUUUUUUUGUGGCGUUCGUGAUCAAGCCCAGACAUCCCAAACAUUAAUGCAUUCGCAUCACAGGACAUUUUGUAGUCACCAAUUCAAUAUGCAUGUUUUUGGGAAAGUGAGUGGAACCGGAGUACCCACGGAGAACCCACACAAGCAUAAACAACGUGCACACCCCCACACAGGAAGGCAGGAGCCCAGAUACAAACCCACAAACUCGACUACAGUCCUACCGCAUUAAAAUCAAAUCAACUUUCUCCAAUCAGAUUAAUCAGAUUUUCCAACCCUUACAUUGUGUUACUUACAUAGUCAUAUUCUGAAGUUACUCACCCUGGUUGCAAUGUGAUCUUUGACCAUUAUAUGUAAAGACCAGAGGAUUAGGCCAAAAAUGUAUUUCCACAAUACCCAAUUUGAUCUCUGUAUAGUUUAUUACUCUGACUUUACUCUGACAGUUCCACACAUGAGCUCCCUCCGUGUUUGAUGAAGAAGCCUCUCUCUGCACCUGCAACAUUGCAAAAUGGUGGGUUGCCAGCUUUCAACACACUCCCUCCCCCCAAAAAACUUUUCUUAAAAAAUAAAAAAGGCACGCUAUCUUGAAAAUGCAGAUUGUGGCAUCUAAACAGGUAACAUUUGUUACGUCAAGUCUCGUGAAUGUUGGAGACAGGAAAGACGCAUGCAAGGUGGGAUUUUACAUUUAUAGCGUUGAUCACAUGUACAAUACAUUAAAAAAAAGUGAGUCAACUCCUUACAUUUAUGUACAUAAACUAUGUGUUUUUAUUUUUUUAAUGAGACAACACGGAUAUGUCUCCUCUCAAGACAAUUUCUGAAUAUAACGCUGAUAAACUGCACCCAACUUCUUGGUUGGCCUUUUCUGAGUGGAACCUAUUUACCGGUAUUUAAAAUGUUGUAAUGUUCUGGCCAACAUGCUGCACCUCAGUUUCAGGUUGUUCACAAUCUUCUUAUAUAAUCGUUAUACAAUCUUAAAGCUCCACUGGCAUGCCUAUAAACAUUCUAAAAUAUAUAUUGUAAUGAAAAAUACAUAUAACAUCAUUCACUUCAAUGUCUAUACGAAAAAAUAAAUAUGGGCGAAGAGCAUGUCAUCCAUGCGCAAAGUUGCGAAGUCUCACUCGACUUCCCAGUGGCAGCCGUAUCGCCUGCAAGGUCAUCAGCAGACGUCACACUGGGAUAGUCGCCAUUGAAAACAGGUAGCGGCACCUGCUAUGGGGAAGGAAAGAGAUUUUCGGAUUUUUCCCACGCCACUUCUGACACGGAAGCUCUUUUCGAAGAAGUGAACAUCUCAAAAUUGAGUAAAGUCACCGGGGCAAUAUUACCCUAUCGUUUCGAGCCAUAUUUAAAUGAUAUGCGGAUCACUUCUAACUAACAACAGACUCCCCGACAGGAUGUACUCAGCCGCAAGCGACGACAACGCCGUAAAGCGACCCGGCCGACCCCCGUGACGAGCCACCUCGGCUGAAGCCGCGAUUGGCGGACGCGGUGCCAACGUGCACAUCGACACAUUUAGCAUCCCUGACUUACGGAUCUUUUAUUGAUUAUGCGGAUCUUUUUUUGCGUUCUGAGAGGAUUACGUCCCCUCCUCCAACUAUUAUUUUUUUUAGUAGCUCUAUACACACCUACCUGUAAUUUGUAACCCACGAAGCUCUUUUCCUUUCCACCUGUCCAAUCCAUUUUUCACGACAAAUCUGGUCUCUUGCAAACUUAUGAAGGGUAAAUCCAUCCUCCUGACUGUUCAAGCAAUGUCCAGCAAUGCAACGAGCCGGAAUUUUGGCUAACCCAAAGGAACCAAGAGCUACCUUCGCCCAGGUAAAACUAACUGAAACAUAUGAGCCUGCCCAAGUGCACUAAUGCCCUGUGCGUCACUUCCUGCUUCUUCUCCAAAACAAAUCCCCCGAGAGGAUUUUCAUGGCGGGAGUUACAAAAAGCCAUAUAUGUGAAAAUCAUGUUUUGUGGUGAAAAAACGGAUGGGUCCAUUCCGGCUGCCCUUCUUUUUUGUUUGUUUUUAAUUAAAAACAUACUAAAAAUCAUGCUUUUCAUGUCAGUGGACCUUUAUUGUAGAACAAUAAUUAUUUUUCCAGAUCCUCAGAGGUUUUUUUUUCGUUUGCCAUGAGGAGCCAUAUUGAACUUCUCAAGAUGACCAAUAAAGAGUGUGAAAGCAAUCAGACAUAUGCCCCCCAUUGACAUCUGAGACCUAAGAAUUGAAAACGGGUAAUUGGGCUCAAUUUGGACUUUUUCCCUUUAGGGAUGUACUCUCUUUUGUCGCCAAGGAUUUGACAUUAAUGGCUGUGUGCUAAGUUAUUUUAAGGCGACAACAACUUUACAGUUAUCUAACCAUUUCAUAGUGUAUCAAAGUGUCGUUUCUUUGGUGUUGUCCAAUCAAAUGAUAUGAUAAAAUAUUUACACUUUUGUAAAAUACAGUCUUGUAUUAUCAUACACCAAAAACAGAUUUCAUUUUUUGUCUCACUGAAGUCAAAUCAGACUAAACAGGAGACUGUUUACAGUCGGUCAGAGUCACCAUAAUUAUUGAAUUUUGUUGAAUGGCACAAUGGCGAGAGAGAAUUUCUUAGAGAAUUGCACAUCAAUUUCUUUGAGGUCAAAAGUAUGCAUACACAAAAAGUACUACGUCGCUCAAGAACAUGGGGAAGCCCAGAUGAUGAGGUGAUGGCUUUGGAAGCUCUUGACAGAUUAACUGACAACGUGUGAGUUAAUUGACGGCACACCUGAUGUUGUAUUUAAGGCCAUACCUCAAACAUUCUGCUUCCUUGUGUGAAAACAUGGGGAAAUCAAGAGAAAUACGCCAGGAAAUCAGAGAAAGUAUCGUGGCGCUCUACAACUCUGGUUCAUCCUUGGGUGAAAUUUCCAGAUGCUUGAAGGUGCCACGUUCAUCUGUCAAUUAUAUGCAAGUAAAAACAUCAUUGUAAUGUCCAGCCAUCAUACUGCUCAGGAAGAAGACGGUUUCAGUGUCCCAGAGAUGAACGUGUUUUGGUCCGAAAUGUGCGAAUCAAGCCCAGAACAAAACCUAAAGACCUUGUGAAGAUGGUGGAUGAAGCUGGUAAGAAAAUGUCACUAUCCACAGUGAAACGCACUGAGAAUGAAGCCCUUACUCCCAACAAAAACACAAGAUUAGAGUUUGCAAAAAGACACCAAGACAAAUAUCUUACCUUCUGGACACACGUCCUGUGGUCUGAUGAAAGUAAAGUGAAGCUGUUCGGCCAUAAUUACGAAGAGAGUCAAACCUGU
Syngnathoides biaculeatus (alligator pipefish) is the source of this 4173-nucleotide messenger RNA. RefSeq lists its product as uncharacterized. The coding region runs from base 205 to 705 and encodes 166 amino acids. NCBI's taxonomy places the organism in Eukaryota, Metazoa, Chordata, Actinopteri, Syngnathiformes, Syngnathidae. The record is from RefSeq and is a predicted model, not a curated record. The transcript is spliced from 5 exons.